Molecule: messenger RNA, 2418 nt
Organism: Symbiodinium necroappetens
Lineage: Eukaryota; Dinophyceae; Suessiales; Symbiodiniaceae
Source: the annotation of a GenBank genome assembly
AUGAUCGCGCGGGAAGAGUCUGCGCCGUCUGGGGUGCUCAAAGCAGCAAUGCAGGCUCUGGGCCGCACACUGACCGCACUGACGCCCCAUGCGCCCCCUGGACAUGUUGCCCAAGUCGAUCAGGGAGUUCAGACUCUCAUCUCGCAGCUGCGGCGACCUCCAGCCUCGGCCCCCUCGGAGAAGAAAGAGGACUGGUGGUCCAGUCAGGAUGAUGGGAAGGAUGGCUACGAGUAUGACUAUGACGUGAUCGAUUUUGCUGGCACAUCGAGCAUCUCCCAGGCAAGCACAGUCAGUCCAGGUUCGUCCCGCCGCAGAUAUCGCCACACCAUGGCCAUGGGCACACUUCUUGGCGAGAUCCCGACGUUUAGCAAUCAACCCUUGACGGUCACGCAGACAAGUACCAACAGAGGCUUGGCGUAUGGCUCCCUGCCGCUCGCUGCUCCCGUUGCAAGCUCUUCCCCAUUCGCUGCCGUGCCGCUCUCGACCUCAAAGCCUGGUGUGACGGGGCUGACCUACACGACGACAACCUCAACGCCUCCAGUGUCCUACAUGGUCCCCAGCCGCACAAACUCGGCAUAUAUUUAUGGCCAAGGUAAUCUCCCGGGUGGCGUCAGCUUGCCUCCCUUCGAGUUCAAGUUCGUCAAGGAUGACUACUUUGAUUCUCCAUCGCCGGUGGACUCAACGAGCAACUACCACAAGGGCUAUGACAUGCCGGGAGAGUACGCCGAUGUCUCAGCCUUCCCUGCGCCGCAGUCGAUGGGGGCGCACAUGCAGGAAGCAGAUCGCCUGGACAGACAGAUCGAAGCCCACGACCAGAAAGUUCGAGAGCUGGCUGCGCAGCCUCUCUCCGUGCAGAGCUUGGAAACACAGAUCCAGGAGCUCUUGGAUGGGCAAGAGUCCUUGCGGUACGAGCUGCGGCAGGUGAAGAUGCAGGUGGAGCAGAAUGCCUCAGACCUCGAGACCAUUCGCCGGGAGCGGCACAUGCCGCAGUCAGCUGCGGGCUCUAUGGUGCAGGCCCAUCCCUUGCCAGUGGUGCAGCAGCCUCCGCCACCCAUGCCUUCAGCGCAAAAGCCCAUGGCACAGCCCAUGACGCAGCCAAUGACACAGCCGAUGACGCAGCCCCAGCCGAUCGCGAUGCAGACACAGAGGUCGCACCGACUGACCUUGCCGCCGGAGCCGGCCGGCAAAUAUGAUAAGAUUGUGCACAGCAACCUGGGCUACUGCAGCGACACCGGCUUCGAUGCAUCGGACAUGCUGAGCAAGGCACACGCCAGGGCAAUGGAUUCGGCGAUGAGCCUGCACCAGACUGUCAAGGGCUACGUCGCUAACUUCCAGGCAGCAUCACUUCCCUUCACACUUGAAGCUUUGGGCGUGGCAUCCCAAAGGUCCUCGCCAUCUUCGGGCGCAGCGCAGGCAGCUGCCGAGGCGAUCGGCCGCAUCGCGCUCACCACCGCGGAAUGGAGACCCGUGCUCCAUGGCUACGCCAUGGAGGCGAUAGUCGCGUGGAUUCGAUCUGGCACAGCUGGACGGAAGUUCAACAAGUAUCUGUUCUGGGCGGCAGCUGCGCUGUCGGGGAUGCCGUUUGUAGCCGCCGAACUCAAGCUGCACAUCAACUGCAUCUCAGCUGUGGAUGCGGCUCUGUGCACGGUUAUUGACAUCCUGGACGAAGAUAUCGAUGGGGAGUACACCUUGGCUGGUACCGAUCGCGGGGAGGCUGAGAUGCCCGCCCUCGUGGCCCUGAUCGUGGAGGCGAUGCGGCUCCAUCCUGCAGCUCCCGAGGUUCAAGCCAGGGGGGCCACUUGCAUCAGCUUCUUGGUGCCCUUUGUAGAGUAUGCCUCGCUGCAAGCGGUGGCGCCGGCGGCCAUUGUCGGUGUGCUUACUGGAUCGCGGCGGUUCCCACGGAGGAUGGAUGUGAUCAGUGGGGCAGUGGCUGCACUGAGAGCCUUCUGCGACCUCGCCAGGUGCAAAAAGCGCCCGGACGCGAAGGGGGCAGAGGUCAUCGUGGCUUCACUGCAGCGAGAGGGCGCGGUGGACUGCAUAGAGCAGGCCUUCGGCUACUUCUCUCACUACGAAGAUGCGAUGCAGAUGCUAGAGGAUGCUGCCGCGGUCUCCGCGCAGAUCUCUGGGGUGGAGGCUUUGUUGAAACGCCUGGGAGAGGAACCGGCAACGUCCCACCUCCGCAUGGCCGGACUCAAGGCCAUCUUCGAGGAAGGCCGUGCGGACCUCGACUUCCUUUCGGCACGUGCCUGCGCAGCUGCUGUGGAGGCUUGCGAACGCAUGAUGCUGGAGGCCUCACAAUACAACGAGUCCGAGAAGGAGCCCUCUGACCCUCCUAUCGACACGCAGCGAUUGCAUGAGGUUGCCUCCCUGCUCUCUGGCCUGUGCGCAGGACGGUUGCGGGCUGCUUGCCUCGCGUGA